This is a messenger RNA of Vespa crabro (European hornet), 1437 nucleotides long. RefSeq names its product E3 ubiquitin-protein ligase RNF8-like. The transcript has 4 exons. Gene Ontology annotation, cellular component: nucleus. The record is from RefSeq and is a predicted model, not a curated record. Gene Ontology annotation, molecular function: protein binding; ubiquitin-protein transferase activity. Gene Ontology annotation, biological process: mitotic cell cycle checkpoint signaling; protein ubiquitination; ubiquitin-dependent protein catabolic process. NCBI's taxonomy places the organism in Eukaryota, Metazoa, Arthropoda, Insecta, Hymenoptera, Vespidae. The coding region runs from base 1 to 1437 and encodes 478 amino acids.
AUGGAAAAUUCAACCAUGAAAAGAAGUCCUAUGCCGGAUAAUGAAGUAAAGAUUCUGGAACCAAUAUUAGUAAGAUUAAAUAGAAAUGGUGCUGCAGCUCGUGAUAUUCAUAUUGAUAAAUCUGAGUUCAAAAUAGGAAGAGCAAGAGAUAACGAUGAGAUUAUAUUGGACACAUUGAUAUCUAGAAAACAUUGUAUUAUAAGAUAUGAAGGGAAUGGUGAAUGGACUAUCAAGGAUUUAAGUUCUAGUUAUACUUUUGUUAAUGAUGUUGUUCUUGAAUCAGGAAGUACAAGAAAAAUUUUGGUUGGAGAUAUUAUUCAGCUUAGUGCAAAUAGCAAUUAUAAGUAUGUGUUUACUCUUAAUCUUACGGAAGAAACUAAUCCUAAGAAGCAGCGAAUUGACAAACAAUUGUUUAACGACGUCUUGACAGAGCAAAGGACAUUUGUUGAAAGUCAUGAAAGUCAGAGAAAAGAAUUAAAGGAUAAGUUAGAAAAUAAGCAAAAAGAACAAUUAGAGUUAAAAGAAGAAUUGAAUAUUUUAUUGAAACAAUGGGAUAUGGUACAUGAUAAGGAAGAUUUAAAGAAUCAGAUUGUAAAAUUAGAAGAUAAAAUAGCAGCUGGUAAUAAUCAAGAAAAAUAUUUACAAAAUAUGUAUUCUAAAUUACUGAAAAAGUUAGAAAAUGAAAGGACUCAAUUUGAAGCUCGUUUAAAUGAAGAGAGACAAAAAUGGCAAGAGGCACUUGAUAUAAGUAAACAAGAAAAAGAAUUAUUGGAAAUUAAAAUGAAAGAACAAAUGGAAAAAUGGAGGGAAGAGCAACAAGCAGAAUGGAAGAAUAUGAUGGAGAAUAGAGUUAAGGAAGAGAAAAAUAUCCAAGCGCAAUUAUUAACUGAAAAAAUUGAACUAGAAGAAAAGCUUAAAGAAACUGAAAAAGCUUUAAAAGAUAAAGAAAUUAAAUCAGUCUCUGUACGAUCACAAAAUGCACCUGGAUCUAGCAUGCUUAAGGAAGACAGUUGUAUAUUGCUUGAAGUUGUGGAUACCUCGAAUCUACGUAUUAUAGAUACUAUAGAUCUGACAGAAAAUAAUAUGGACAAUAUCAUCAUAUCCAAAGAUGCAAUGGACACAGUUAGUAAUAUAAUGGACGAACAAUUGACAUGUAGUGUAUGCUCUGAAUUAUUUAUAAAAGCAACGACUUUGAAUUGUAUGCAUACAUUUUGUCUUCAUUGUAUUAAUACAUGGAAUAAGAAACGCAGAGAAUGUCCAGUUUGUCGAGCUCCAGUUAAAUCAAUGAACAGGUCUUUAGUUGUAGAUAAUUUCAUAGAAAAGAUGUUAGAUAAAUUACCUAUGCAUAUGAAGGAUAGAAGAGCGGAAAUUGCAGAAGAACGUAAAGAUCGUCAGAUUGAAACCCAUUUAGUUGGUGCUAUAAAAGACAUAAGGUGA